Orcinus orca (killer whale) is the source of this 6309-nucleotide messenger RNA. It is a transcript of the gene ARHGEF10, whose product is annotated as Rho guanine nucleotide exchange factor 10. The transcript has 29 exons. The coding region runs from base 1014 to 5078 and encodes 1354 amino acids. Gene Ontology annotation, cellular component: centrosome. Gene Ontology annotation, molecular function: protein binding; guanyl-nucleotide exchange factor activity. Gene Ontology annotation, biological process: mitotic spindle assembly; actin cytoskeleton organization; positive regulation of stress fiber assembly. The record is from RefSeq and is a predicted model, not a curated record. NCBI's taxonomy places the organism in Eukaryota, Metazoa, Chordata, Mammalia, Artiodactyla, Delphinidae.
UGUGCGUGUGUGAGCACGUGUGUGUGCACUCACCUCUGUGCAUGUGUGUGCACACGCGUGAGCAUGUGUGCGUGUGCACACACCUCGGUCACGUGGCCGUGCACGUGUGCAUGCGUGUCCCCUUGUUGUGACUUCGCAGACCAGGAUGUGGCAGGUGUUGGUUGAGGGUUUGUUGACUGAAACGGAAGCAGUCGUUUUACGUUCGCUCUCAGGAGCCGGUAUGUCUCCCCGUCGAGAAAGGUUUGGUCGUCCGCUUACUGUUCCAGGUUCUCCGGGACUCGAGUUCCCUGACCCUUGUGGUCUGAACCUGUCUGUCGUAAAUGGUUUGGAAACCGCACUGCAGUUUCUUUCUGAGAGGGUGAACUGCCUCGGUUGGCGUCACUGAAUGUGGUGUGUCGUCCGUGGGGCUAGGGUGUCACUGAGGGGCUUCCCUGGGCCUCAUCUGGGACCCUGAGAACCGGGAAGGUGCUUCUGCAAAGUGAGGCUUCCCGAGUGAGGUUUGCUUUCCUGCGACCAUUCUGGAAGAAUCCAGGCAGGUGUUGGUGGUGUCAACACCCAUAACCAGAGACCUUGGUUCACAGGAUGCUGAGGGGUGCGGGACCAGCCUUCUCACAGCCUGGCGGUUCACGCUCAUUCUUAGACCAGCGUGCGAGGAAACAGGAAGAGCAGAAAAGAGAAAGGAAACAAAGCAGGAUGCAGGCAUCCGGCCCGGACCCAAGGGUUUACUGACCCGCUGGCUCGAAAGGGCUUGUGGAAACGGUCAGCCUCCUCCUUCAUCCUCAGAAACUAAUCCUUCACUCAGAACUGUUAAAGAUUUAGUUGAAGGAGGAAGAAAAACCAUUGGACUUGCGUGUCCAUUUCUCCCCUUAGAACAUGUGUGAAAUUAAGCAGAGAAUCAAGGCGUCCUGGGCCGGGCCGGGUCUGGCCAUUGAAUCCAGCUGCAAAAAUCAACCCCUGGCUGCAAUUCAAGGUCCCGGAUCCUCCGAGCCCAGGAGCGAGGUGGACGCGGCAGCAUGGACCAGCCGGGCCCACCGGCUCCCGCCCGGGAAGAGAAUGAAGUCAAGUACGACACUAACAACAAUGAGGAAGAGGAGGGGGAACAGCUGGAUCUCGACGGCGUAGAUGAAGCUCCGGAAGCAGACAGAAGGGCUCCGGGCGCCCCCAAGGCCAGGGACACGGGAGCAGACAGCCCCGCCGCCAACACCACCGUCCCCGCCGCCAACACCGCCGUCCCCGCCACCAGCACCGCGGCCGGAUCAGGACACGAAAAUGGCACGGGAGUGGACACAGACGCCCUGGCGGAACCGCUGAGACCUGGGGUCCCGACGAGAGUCAACCCCUACUCCGUCAUCGACAUCACACCCCUCCAUGAGGACCAGCCGCCGCCUCCGGACCCGGAGGCCGAGGGGGAGGGCGGGGGCCUGCACGUGCCCAGCGGGUACUCGGUGCCUGUGCCCUGCGGCUACGCCGUGCCCUCCGGCCUGCCCCUGCUGCUGCCUGCCUACUCCAGCCCUGCCCUCACCCCUGUGGGCCCCGCAGAGACACAGGAAGGAGCAGAAGACAGCCAGUUGAAUUCCUUGAGUUCUGAGGAUCCAACAAACAGUGAAGGUCCAGUCCAUAAGGAGGACAGUGCUCUCGCCCGGUGGGUUGCAGAUCCGGCGAAUACAGCCUGGAUGGAAAAUCCAGAAGAAGCCAUUUAUGAUGACGUGCCAAGAGAAAAUUCAGACUCUGAGCCAGAUGAAAUGAUUUAUGAUGAUGUUGAGAAUGGAGAUGAAGGUGGAAACAGCUCUCUGGAGUACGGGUGGAGUUCGAGCGAAUUUGAGAGCUACGAGGAACAGAGCGACUCGGAGAGCAGAAACGGGGUCCCCCAGUCUUUCCUGCGCAGCGACCACAAAAAGCAACUUUCCCAUGACCUAACCCGCUUAAAGGAGCACUAUGAGAAAAAGAUGAGACAUUUGGUGGCAAACGCGGUGGGCGCGGUAGAGAUUCAGCAGCUAAAGCACAAACAUGAACUGAAGAUGCAGAAGCUCGUGAAGGCCGCCAAGGAGGGCACCAAGGACGGCCUGGAGAAGACGAAGGCUGUGGUGAAGCGGGGCCGCUCCUUCAUCAGGACCAAGUCCUUCGCCUCUGCAGACCACAGACCCUGUCUUGAAGAGGAACAGAACUUGUUCAUUGACGUGGACUGCAAGCAUCCGGAAGCCGUCCUCACCCCAAUGCCCGAAGGCUUGUCUCAGCAGCAGGUCGUAAGAAGAUACAUUCUGGGCUCGGUUGUCGACAGUGAGAAGAGCUACGUGGAUGCCCUCAAGAGGAUUCUGGAGCAAUACGAGAAGCCGCUGUCUGAGAUGGAGCCCAAGAUCCUGAGCGAGAGGAAGCUGAAGACGGUCUUCUACCGGGUCAAGGAGGUCCUGCAGUGCCACUGCAUGUUCCAGAUCGCGCUGGCCAGCCGCGUGGCCGAGUGGGACUCGGUGGAGAUGAUCGGAGACGUCUUCGUGGCCUCGUUUUCUAAGUCCAUGGUGCUGGAUGCUUACAGUGAAUAUGUGAAUAAUUUUAGCACAGCUGUGGCAAUCCUUAAGAAAACGUGUGCUACAAAACCUGCUUUUCUUGAAUUUUUAAAGCAGUGCCAGGAGGCCAGCCCCGACCGCGUCACGCUGCACAGCCUGAUGAUGAAGCCCAUCCAGAGGUUCCCGCAGUUCAUCCUGCUGCUCCAGGACAUGCUGAAGAACACGCCCCGAGGACACCCCGACCGGCUGCCCCUCCAGAUGGCGCUGACGGAGCUCGAGACACUGGCGGAGAAAUUAAACGAGAGGAAGAGGGACGCUGAUCAACGCUGCGAAAUCAAACAGAUCGCAAAAGCCAUAAACGAGCGGUACCUGAACAAGCUUCUCAGCAGCGGGAGUCGCUACCUCGUCCGCUCCGACGACGUGGUAGAAACCGUCUACAACGACCGGGGGGAGAUCGUGAAAACCAAGGAGCGCCGGCUCUUCAUGCUGAAUGACGUGCUCAUGUGUGCCACGGUCAGCGCCCGCACCUCCCAUGACAGCGGUGCCCUGACAUCGACCGGCCAGAGGUAUUUGUUGAAGUGGAGCGUCCCUCUCGGGCACGUGGAAGUGAUAGAAUACGGCGGCGGCGAGGGCGCGGGGGAGAAUGGCAGGGGUCCCGUGGUGCCCGCGCCCGAGAGCCUGGCAGUGGUGGCCGGCGCCAAGCCAAACAGAGUUUACAUGGGGCCGGGGCAGCUGUAUCAAGAUUUACAAAACUUGCUGCAUGACUUAAAUGUCAUCGGUCAAAUCACUCAACUGGUUGGAAACCUCAAAGGAAACUAUCAGAAUUUGAACCAGUUGGUAGCCCACGACUGGACCUCGGGUUUACAGAGGCUAAUUCUGAAGAAGGAAGAGGAGAUCAGAGCGGCCGACUGCUGUCGGAUCCAGUUACAGCUCCCGGGGAAACAGGACAAGUGCGGCCGGCCGACUUUCUUCACUGCCGUGUUCAAUACCUUCACCGCCGCCAUCAAGGAGUCCUGGAUCAACAACCUGCAGAUGGCCAAGCUCGCCCUCGAGGAAGAGAACCACCUGGGCUGGUUCUACGUGGAGGACGACGGGAAUCAGAUCAAGAAGGAGAGGCACCCCCUCCUCGUGGGACACAUGCCCGUGACGGUGGCCAAGCAGCAGGAGUUCAAGAUCGAAUGUGCCGUUUAUAAUCCUGAGCCUUACCUAAAUAAUGAGAAUCAGCCAGACUCGUUUUCCACGGCUCAUGGUUUCCUAUGGAUCGGAAGCUGCACCAGUCAGAUGGGUCAGAUAGCCAUCGUCUCCUUUCAAAACUCCAGCCCCAAGGUCAUCGAGUGCUUCAACGUGGAGUCCCGCGUCCUGUGCAUGGUGUAUGUGCCCGCAGAGGACAGGCCCCGGGAGCCCGAGAGCACGGGGGGCCGAGUGCUGGGCAUCCCCACCGUCUGCCUGGGGACGGAGGAGGGGAGCAUUUCCAUUUAUAAAAGCAGCCAAGGCUCCAAGAAGGUGCGGCUCCAGCACUUCUUCACUCCCGAGAAAUCCACGGUCAUGAGCCUGGCCUGCACGCCCCAGAGCCUGUACGCCGGCCUGGUCAACGGGGCCGUGGCCAUCUACGCCAGGGCGGACGAUGGAUCCUGGAAUUCCGAACCUCAAACAGUGAUAAAAUUAGGCGUCCUCCCAGUUCGAAGUCUGCUAAUGAUGGAAGACACACUGUGGGCGGCGUCUGGAGGUCAAGUGUCUGUAAUCAGCGUGGAGACUCACGCCGUGGAGAGCCAGCUGGAGGCCCACCAGGAGGAGGGCAUGGUGGUCUCACACAUGGCCAUUGCCGGCGUGGGCAUCUGGAUCGCCUUCACCUCGGGGUCCACGCUCCGCCUCUUCCACACAGAGACACUCAAACAUCUCCAGGACGUCAACGUCGCCACCCCGGUCCACCACAUGCUGCCAGGACACCAGCGGCUGUCUGUGACCAGCCUGCUCGUCUGCCACGGCCUGCUGAUGGUUGGCACCAGCCUGGGCGUCGUGGUGGCCCUGCCCGUCCCUCGUCUGCAGGGGAUCCCCAAGGUGACCGGUCGAGGCCUGGUCUCCUACCAUGCUCACAACGGGCCCGUCAAGUUCCUGGUCGUGGCCACAGCCGCCUCCAAGGCGGACAGAGACAAGCCCAGGGACAGCCCGCCCCCCGGUGCCGACCCCCAGGAUGAAGACCAGAGGGACACGCUCCCUGGUGAGGGGCCCGGGCCCUGCCCGAGCCGCAGCGGCCCCGACGCCGUUUGGCUGGGGGCUUCGCUGGGCUCCCUCGCCCAGGCCAGCGACGUCUCCUCCACGUCUGGGUCCCCGACGCCUUCCCAGGGCUCGGGUUCCCUGGGGCCCCGCUCAGAGGAGAGCUUCGUCCAGGACCCCCUGCGGCUCCCCUGCAGCUCCCCCGGCCGAGGGCGGCGGGCCAGGAAGGCCAAGGCCAGCUCCGUGCUGGUGGCCUGCGGGGGACAGGGCCACCGGCGGGUGAGCAGGAAGGCCAGGCAGCAGCGGCCGGAGGAGUUGGCCUCGUCCGUCAUGGUCUGGCAGAUCCCCCUGCUGAAUGUGUGAGCCAGGGUCGAGAUUCGGGGGUGGACUUUCAGCCACGUCACACACCCCGAGCGGUCCCGCCGCAUCUGCGCUGGCUGGGCGUGAAUCGCCAGCCGUCUCGGGGCCGAAAAGUGCAAUAUCGUCAAGGCGGCAUCUCCGGCAGCCCCUCACUCCACCCCACGCAGGGGAGCCCCGUGCGAACGCGCAUGAGGAAGGGGGGUGGACGCCAUGUUUGAGUGGGUGGGGGUCCCGGGAGGAUGCUCCCCCUCUGACCCCCGUGGUCCUUAAUAAACACGGGACGCUGCAGACCUGUUCUCGUAGCCUGUCACCUAGAGAACUCGCAGACUCAGAACUCACGGGGAAAUACAGCAUAUUCACUGGUGGAGGGGUUUAUUAACAAUUCUUAAAGUAAUUGUACUUGAUUCAGAUUCACUACUUUUAUUUAUAUUGUAUAUCUUUUAACUCCAGAAUAGAAUUUGUAACAAUGAAGAAAGCCACGUAACACAUACCAGGCCGGGUGGUGUUAAUGUGCUUUCUGAGUUGAACUGAGUUUUCCAAAGUGGUAUAAUGCGUGUACUGUAUAUUUUUAACAAAGUAGUAUUUUUAUAUCGCAUUUUUCUAUUAAAAAAAUUAACAAAGUUUUAGGCACUAUGUUAUCUGUAACGUUUCACAAAUAACGUUUGCUUUGAACCAAAAUCCUCAAUGCCUGUCAACAUUUAGACUCAAGCGUCAAUGCCAAAAUACCCACGUUGGAGAUGCGUGUGUUUUAGUGUCUCAGGAGACGUAGAAGGUGUCUUGGUCCAUCCUUUCCUGCUGUGUUUGCAUCUGUCGACCAGGAGCGCUUCUAGCUUUGAAUGCCUGUCCUGAAGGAUGCAUGGUGCUGGUCAGGGUGGGCGCCGGUGCUGGCGGCGGACACAGGACACAGGAAAGGUGGCCCUUGGUCGGCAGACUGGCACUUAGGGCCCCUUCUGCGGGCGUCAUGCCCGAGUGGUCCGUGAGUUCGCUGUGCUCCACGUGUAGUUAUCUAUCAAUGUUCUACUUACUGGAUGGUUAAGAAAAACAAUGCAGGUCCACCCGAGAUUAAUGUCUCAGCACUUUACAGGUGACUAAAAAUGCUAAUUUUAUGACUUUGCCAAAUAUUUUCCAAGGUGCAUGUGUGCCCCCAUGUGAAAGAAAUAUCUCCCCCAGCCUUCCUUAAACUAUUAGCUGCUAUCUUAUUUCAUGAAUAAAGUCUUUUUAUUUAAAAAUACAA